AAUGGAUUCACAUACUCUACGUUUAUCAUGUCCAUUAAUGCUCAGCAACAACAACUCGAAAACAUUCUCUCUCUUGAACACAACCUGCUCCCAACUUCGUUCUGUCUCGAAUCCUCGCAGGUGGUUCAAGCUGGAAGCCACCAUUGCCCAAAACAAGAACAACAACGAGGCCUUCGACGAGUCGGCUUUCGAGGCGGAGAGGCUCGCCCUCGACGCCGACGCCCGUCAUGCCAUGGCGGCGGAGGAGGCUUCCCUACGAGAUGACCCGAAAGCUUGGAAAUGGGUAAUCCGAAAGAGAAUAUGGGAUACAAUGGAAGCCCACAACUUUGCCCAAAACCCACGACCCGUUCACCACCGGAUUCCCAAUUUCGUUGGUGCUUCUCUUGCUGCUGAAAAGAUGAGGGAGCUAGACGUGUUUCGGGUUGCAGAGUGUGUGAAGGUUAAUCCGGAUUCUCCUCAGAAACAAGUCAGGUUUCUCACUCUCUCAGAUGGAAAGAAGUUGUUAACUCCUCAGCCACGGCUGAGAACAGGUUUUUUCUCUAUACUGGAUUCCAAUAUGUUAACCUUGAGUACCAUCAAGGAAGCCUGCACUUCUGUCGGGGUUGCCAAACAUGGACGGCCAAUUGGGUUAGAUGAAAAGAUAAAGGUAGAUCUUAUUGUUAUUGGAUCUGUUGCUGUUGACCCAAGGACAGGUGCUCGAUUGGGAAAGGGAGAGGGAUUUGCAGAACUUGAAUAUGGUAUGCUGCGGUACAUGGGAGCUAUCGAUGAUUCAACACCAGUUGUUACUUCUGUGCAUGACUGCCAAUUGGUGGAUGAUAUUCCAGUUGAAAAGCUGUUAAUCCAUGAUGUACCCGUGGAUAUCAUUUGUACUCCGACGCAGGUCAUUUUCACACACACAUGUAUUCUAAAACCUCAAGGAAUUUAUUGGGACAAGUUGUCUCAGAAGCUGGGACAAAUUCGUAUACUUAGAGAGCUCAAGAAGAGGAUUGAACGAGAGACUGGACAGAAGCUUCCUACUGGUCCAUCAGAGAAAUUACCCCCUACUGCUCAACGUAGUCGAAGGGGUUAAGUAUGUAAAUAUGAAUUUUAAUAUAUAUGUAUAUAUAUUGUAGAAGAUAAAAUUAUCUCCUACACACAUAUAAAUAUGUGAGGCUCAUGUGUGAUCAGGUGAAGAGAACAGAGAGAAAAAGAAAACAUAGAUUUCAUAUACUUUUAUGUGUAUGUAGGAGAUAAAAUUUAUCUCCUACAUG
This is a messenger RNA of Gastrolobium bilobum, 1250 nucleotides long. RefSeq names its product 5-formyltetrahydrofolate cyclo-ligase-like protein COG0212. NCBI's taxonomy places the organism in Eukaryota, Viridiplantae, Streptophyta, Magnoliopsida, Fabales, Fabaceae. The record is from RefSeq and is a predicted model, not a curated record. Gene Ontology annotation, cellular component: cytoplasm.